Messenger RNA from Lachancea thermotolerans CBS 6340, 1104 nucleotides. RefSeq names its product Pex7p (gene PEX7). Gene Ontology annotation, molecular function: protein binding. Gene Ontology annotation, cellular component: cytosol; peroxisomal matrix. NCBI's taxonomy places the organism in Eukaryota, Fungi, Ascomycota, Saccharomycetes, Saccharomycetales, Saccharomycetaceae. The coding region runs from base 1 to 1104 and encodes 367 amino acids. The transcript has a single exon. Gene Ontology annotation, biological process: protein import into peroxisome matrix. The record is from RefSeq and is a predicted model, not a curated record.
AUGCUUCGAUACCACACGCAAGGCUAUAGCGGUUACGGUGUACAGUACUCACCUUUUUUUGACAAUAAAGUAGCGGUGGCAACCGGCUCCAACUUUGGUCUUGUCGGUAACGGAAAGUUGUUCAUUAUUGAUAUCGACAACCAAGGCAGAAUGCUCGAAACAAAAUCGUUUGUAACUCAGGAUGGGCUCUUUGAUGUUGCGUGGAACGAACUGCAUGAAAACCAUGUGCUAGUCGCGCAAGGUGACGGAUCCCUCAGGCUCUUCGACAUUCAGCUCAAUGACUAUCCUGUAGCCAUCUUUCAGGAGCAUGAGAAAGAAGUUUUUAGUUGCAACUGGAAUCUCAUUAACAAGCAGCUUUUUGUAAGCAGUUCAUGGGAUGGCACCGUUAAAGUUUGGACCCCGAUGAGGCAGUCUAGCUUGACGACCCUUACACCUAAACCCAUGACGGCGCAUAACUCAGCACUGUCGUCCAAGGACAUUCCAAUGUCUAACCAAAAAAGGCACACAUCCCUAUCAAAGAACAAAAACUGUAUAUACCAGUCGCAGUUUUCGCCUCACGACCCAAAUAUUGUCAUGAGCUGCGCUGGAAAUUCCUACGUAACUAUGUUUGAUCUGCGGCAGCCAGCUAACGCAAAUCAGUACAGUUUCAUGGCCCACAAUGGCAUGGAGACUUUGACUUGUGACUUCAACAAAUACAGAUCACAUAUCAUCGCAACUGGUGGCGUUGAUAACAUGGUUAAGGUUUGGGAUCUUCGCAUGGUAAGAAAGAUGGCAGCAAACUCGAGACAACCGAUGAGUGUGAACGAAAUAUGUGGACAUGACUUGGCAAUAAGAAAAGUUUCUUGGUCACCUCAUCAUUCUAACAUGCUGCUUUCUACAUCUUAUGAUAUGACAUGCAGGGUGUGGCAAGAUUUGAGCGAUGACGGGCGCCGACCAACUGGUAAAACAAAUAGCAUUGACCCCACACACGGUUGUAGAUUCAUCUUUUCGCAUCACACAGAAUUUGUUUUCGGAGCGGACUGGAGUCUUUGGGGACAACCUGGAUACGUCGCGUCCACUUCAUGGGAUGGCGAUGUUUGUAUAUGGUAUGCUUUUGCAAGGUAA